Molecule: messenger RNA, 863 nt
Organism: Paramuricea clavata
Lineage: Eukaryota; Metazoa; Cnidaria; Anthozoa; Malacalcyonacea; Plexauridae
Source: the annotation of a GenBank genome assembly
AUGACAAGGCCAAAACGUGAGGGAGGAAGAAAGAAAGGGAGGCCACAAAGUCUUGCUGGUCAGGUGGAUACUCCGCUUUCCCGGCAAAUAUACAAAUACAGGGUUUGUGACACUGAGAAAAGGUCAGACAAACUUCGUAAUCAUUAUAGAAAAAAAGGUUAAGUUUGAUGAAAUUGGCAAACCUAUUGAUGAAAAUUCAGAAGAUACGAGAUAAAUUUCCGCCCAUGAAACGACCUGUCUCCGCUCCUCUGGUCCUUGGGAUUCGUGCAGACAGCAGGUAAAGAUAAGCAAAGUCCAAUCGUCAAGUGAUAAUGAUAAAGAUGGUGAUGCUGAUCUUGACGAAAGUGGUCGACAGGGACAGUUUGAAACAGAUACUGCAUCAACCUUUGUUGAUAAUUCAAGUGAAAUGACUGAAACCUUUGAUAAAGCAGCUGGAUCUCCUGACCAUACAGUUCAAUCUGAAUUAAGUAACUACAGUCAGUGAUAACAGUGGUACUGGUAGCGAUGCAGCUCAUGCAGGUAAAAGGGUUAGUGUUAAUGUACAGUUUCACGAUGAAGCAGGAGGUGCUUUCCCUCGUCUUGUAGAGGAGGAGGAUCUAGGUAGUUCACAGGAUUUGCAAGAUGAGUUACAUGCAGCCAUGGGACUGAUUGGAGAGUCUGGAGAGAACUCAGAGAAGCUUACAUGCCAGCCAGAACAUCACACUACAAGUACGAAGUCUCAGUUAAACAUUGAAAAGCUAUCAGAGGAGAUCUUUGAGAGAUUUUCUGCAAAGUUUCAGGACUCUUCGCCCAGGAUAUUACAAGGGAGGUUGUUAAACUACUUGAUACUUCAAAUGAACAGGAAUGUCAGUACAAGAAGGUAA